Messenger RNA from Echinops telfairi (small Madagascar hedgehog), 1725 nucleotides. RefSeq names its product tetratricopeptide repeat domain 4 (gene TTC4). NCBI's taxonomy places the organism in Eukaryota, Metazoa, Chordata, Mammalia, Afrosoricida, Tenrecidae. Gene Ontology annotation, molecular function: Hsp90 protein binding. The record is from RefSeq and is a predicted model, not a curated record. The transcript has 9 exons. The coding region runs from base 21 to 1052 and encodes 343 amino acids.
UUGAGAAGAUCCCCCUCUUUAUGAAGAAAGCGCCAUCAGAGAUCAAUCCCCGAGAGAGCCCCGACCUGGCUUGCCUCCAGUCAAUAAUUUUUGAUGACGAACGAUCCCCAGAAGAGCAGGCCAAGACCUAUAAGGAUGAAGGCAAUGAUUACUUUAAAGAAAAAGACUACAAGAAGGCUAUGAUUUCCUACACUGAAGGAUUGAAGAAGAAAUGUGCAGACACUGAUUUGAAUGUUGUCCUUUAUACCAACCGGGCAGCAGCACAGUACCACCUGGGCAAUUUUCGUUCUGCUCUCCAAGACGUGAUGGCUGCCAGGAAGCUCAAGCCCUGCCACCUGAAAGCAGUAGUGAGAGGUGCCUUGUGCCAUCUGGAACUGAGGAACUUUGCCGAGGCCGUGAGCUGGUGUGAUGAGGGACUGCAGAUAGACGGCAAAGAGAAGAAGCUUCUGGACACGAGGGUGAAAGCAGACAAGCUGAAGCGAAUGGCACAGAGGGAUCUAAGGAAAGCAAAAUUGAAGGAAAAGAAGGAGCAGGAUCAGAACGAAACUUUAAUCCAGGCCAUUCAGGCUCGCAACAUCAGGUUAGUUUCUGGAGCGGCCGGUGAAGAUGAAGAUUCUGCUUCUGAAGGUCCAGGCGCUCUGUCGCUGGACGGGCCCGAUGCUGAGAACCCCUGUGGAGCCCGAGUGACUCUGGACGAGCAGGGCAGGCUGGGCUGGCCGGUGCUCUUUCUGUACCCAGAGUAUGCCCAGUCGGACUUCAUCUCUGCCUUUCACGAGGACUCCAGGUUUAUUGACCACCUGAUGGUGAUGUUUGCUGAGACGCCCUCUUGGGACGUGGAGCAGAAAUACUGUCCUGAUAAUUUACAGGUCUACUUUGAGGAUGAGGAGCGGGCAGAGCUGUACCGCGUGCCUCCGGAGAACACCCUGCUGCAGACCUUGCAGCACUCCAGGUACUCGGUAAAAGCCCUGACACCAGCAUUUUUGGUCUGUGUCGGAUCCUCUCCUUUUUGUAAGAAUUUUCUCCAGGGGAGAAAGGUGCACCAAGUGAAGUGACCAGGCUGGGCUGUGGAGCCAGAGCCCCGGGCUGCACCCUCCCUUUCCUGUGGCUGGAGUCCAGUGCUGUAUGUCACUGUUAGGACAGUGCCUCCCAGCCCCAAGCCAGGGGGCUGCUGCUGAUGUCCCUGGACUACAGCCUCUCUGGCCAGUGCGCAACGCUAGCUGGCCUCCACUCGCCUCUGUGGGCAGAACUGUCCUUGAACUCAUGACAAGCUAACUAUUAGCCACCUCUCAGAAGAGACCGGAGACUGCAAUUACCACAGCAGCUGACCCAAGUAGCGACUGGCCUGUGGAGACUGGCUUGGGACCAGGGACAUGGCUCUCAUCGGCUGUGGAAGGAGGACGAUUCACAAAAGCUAUGCUCACAUAAGCAAAUGGUACAUCUAGCUCUAUGGCACUGACCGACCACAGGCGUCUCGGCUGUGAGACCUGGGCUUCCAGCUAUUUCUUGUGCACCGGGGGCAUUGAGUGGGAUGUUAUAGGUGCCUUGGGGUGGGGCGGAGCCAGGAAAGCCCUAGCCCCCAUCUACAUUUACACACAGUGUCCACAGGUCCUUGGUACUGGACCUUCAGAGUACUGCAGGGUGGAGGUCUGCCACAGACUGGAGCUCUGAAUUCCUCCCGUUUUCACGUUUGGGUGUCGUGCCUCUUAAAAGACUGUGCAUGCUGGG